This is a messenger RNA of Aspergillus affinis, 474 nucleotides long. Its product is annotated as UbiD family decarboxylase. Gene Ontology annotation, cellular component: cytoplasm. Lineage: Eukaryota; Fungi; Ascomycota; Eurotiomycetes; Eurotiales; Aspergillaceae. Gene Ontology annotation, biological process: ferulate metabolic process; cinnamic acid catabolic process. The record is from RefSeq and is a predicted model, not a curated record. Gene Ontology annotation, molecular function: carboxy-lyase activity. Bases 1 to 474 code for a protein of 157 amino acids. The transcript has 4 exons.
AUGAACUUUCGCUCUUAUGUCGACACCAUACGAGAAGAUAAUGACUUGGUUGAAAUCGAGUCGGAAGUCGACCCGUAUCUAGAGGUUGGCGCCAUCAUCCGCAAAGUGUGCGAAACAGAUGACAAGGCGCCCCUUUUCAAAAGUCCCCUGGGCCUGCCGCCGUCAUGCGGGAUGAAAGCCAUUAUUGAUAAGUGGAAGGCCGAGGGGAAGGAUAUGCCCUGGGCACUAGCCAUGGGCGUGCCUCCUGCGGCCAUCAUGGCUGCCGGCAUGCCACUACCGGACGGUUGCAGUGAAGGUGAAUAUGUCGGGGCUAUGACCGGUCAUGCUAUUGAUGUCGUGAAAUGCGAGAAAAAUGAUCUGUUAGUCCCUGCGAACUCUGAGAUAGUGUUCGAGGGAACUAUCUCGUCUGAUCCUGACGACUGUGUAUUAGAAGGGCCGUUUGGAGAGAUGCAUGGAUACGUGUACCCUGGCUAG